AUGGUGACCGUCGUCGAGGUGGACGCGGGGCAAGAGGCGAAGCGGGGGAAGGCGACGGAUGAGGAGGGGCAGCGGACGCCACCGCCGCAGCCGUUGGAGGUCGCGCGGAAGCCCCGCCAACCCACGCCGGAUCACCCACCCUAUUGCUGGAUGAUCGGCGAGGCAAUCGACGCGCUGGCCGAGGACGGCGGCUCGUCGGAGGACUCCAUCUCGGCCUUCAUCUGCGCCAGGCACCCCGGCGUGUCCCCCGCGCACGAUAGGCUCCUCCGGCACUACCUCCGCAAGCACGUCGCCGAGGGCAUCUUCGUGCGAACCGCUGCGGGGCGGUACGAGCGCUUCCCCGAGGAAAACGCGGAUGAGGAGCUCCCGGUGGAGCAGGCUGAGGCCGGCUCGUGCAGACCGGCGUCCGUGGAGGCCAAGCGUGGCCGAGGCAGGCCACGGAGGGAUGGCUCUCCUUCGACACCGCCUGCAGGCAGGAAGGAUGGCAGCGCGGGGGCUCAGUGGAUGACACCGCCUGCAGGCUCUUCUUUGACACUGGCCGCUGCUGCCAAGGACUCUGUUCCAAUGUCACUGGUUGCUGUUGCAAACAAGGAUGGAAGCCAGGCACCGUCAUUGAAGCCCAAGCGCCGUCGCCGGCUUCGCAGGCAGGGGAUGGCCACGACCACGGACAGCUCUGGCGAAGCAAUCGUCGCCGGCAAGAAAGAUGGCAGUGAGGUUCCAUACACUUCGGACAAGGAGCAUGAGCCACCGCGUGAGCUGGGACUGUCGAUCCUCGGUGAUUGCUCUGCUGCAUCCACCAUGGACAAGGCAUGCACCGAGGUCUCUCCAACCACGCCACCUGUGGGUGGUGAUCAGCCUCUCGACCUGGCCCUGGUGAACACCACAGAGGUGCCUGUGCCUGAACCUGCGCCAACGCCAAUGCCUGCUAUGGACAAGGAUGGUGGUCAGACUCUCGACCUGGCCCUGGUAACCACCACAGAGGUGCCUGUGCCUGAACCUGCACCAACGCCAACGCCUGCUAUGGACAAAGAUGGUGGUCAGCCUCUCGACCCUGCCCUGGUGACUACUACCACAGAGGUGCCUGUGUCUGAACCUGCGCCAACGCCUGCUAUGGACAAGGAUGGUAACGAUGCUUCUUCAAUCGUGAACAAGAAUGAGAGCAUUUGGACAACGCCCACUGCGCCCAAGCCUGGCAGCCAGGCUUGCAAGCUGGCACUCAUGGCUGCUGCUGCUGCUGGCUUUGUUCCAGUGUUGGUUGCUAACAAGAAAGGUGGCCGUAACGAGGCUCCAUCUGCAACCUACAAGGAUGUUCUUCAGCCUCGCAAGGCUGGCUCUGCUCCAACUGCACGCAAGAAGGCUGGCGGCAAGGCUCUGUCAGAUACCCCCAAGGGCCGUCGCCGGCAACACAAAUCAGCCGCGGUGGCUACUGGUGACCGAUCUGCUCUUACACCUGGCAAGAAGCUAGGCUGUAAGGUCUCAUUUGCAUCUCCCAAGUUGACACCGGUGAUUGCUGGUGGUGGUCCUACUCCAGCUUCAGUUGCUGACCAGGGCGGCAAGGAAGCAUCAGCGGCGCUGAAGCAGCACGGCCAGCCUCGCAAACUGUACCCUGUUACCGCUGACGAAUUUCAGAUGAUCCGGGGAUUGUUUUGCUCGCGUUGCCUUCUCAGACGCUGGCAGCAUCAAACGCGUAGCUCCAAAACUUGGGUACCUGAAGCAUAUGCCGAACACUUGCUAAAUGCAAUGCGCAUGAUGAUAACUUUAGUGUGUGCUUUUUUAAUUAACUUUAGUGUGUUCUCUUUUAAUUAA
This is a messenger RNA of Miscanthus lutarioriparius, 1806 nucleotides long. NCBI's taxonomy places the organism in Eukaryota, Viridiplantae, Streptophyta, Magnoliopsida, Poales, Poaceae. The record is from the annotation of a GenBank genome assembly.